AUAGCGUGAAACAUCAUGGCGCUGUCCAUGCAGUGAAAAAUAAUGCAUUUUACCUCGUAAUAUGUUUAUUUUCUCGAUAUUACAAAAUUUCCUGGCACGUUAAAACAACGAGGAGGCUGCAUUUGUUUCAUAUUGUCCAGUUUUAUGGUUUCCUGAAAACAACGCCAUGUCUGGGUCAAAUGUUUGGAACCGCACCCGAGAAAAAUUAAGACGUUUUCCAGAAAUGUUUGCACAAUGUUCGGAAGAGGCAGCAGUUUAUGGCAAAUGUGUGGCUGCUACUACAUCAAGCAGACAGGAACUGAAGAAGGACCUUUGUGCUAAAGAAUUUGCAGCACUGAAGACAUGCUUUGCAAAAGCUGCCAAGAAAAAAGUCAAAUGAAUGAGAAAAUCCUUGACUGGGUUGCAAAUUUGGUAGUCAAGAUGAUAAAUCUUGAAUGAUGCUGUGAGAGCAAAAUUUUUAACUGAGAAUGAACUACCUUACUGUGCACACUUUCAUUUCUUAUGCAAGGUUCAAACGUCUCUACAAUGACAUUUUAGUAAAUGGAUUUGUGCCUGAACAACUCUCACCAUUUAAUUGUAGCCUUUAUUAUAAACCAAAGUGCAUAUAUAAAAGAAUGUCAAUAGAAAUAUUGUCAGAAAAUAAAUCUGUACCAAGGCAAAGCAUGUGCUGACAAAGCAAUAAUGUAUUUACCUACAUAUUACUGUAUUUCUGUUGCACAGCAAGCACAUGGGGUAAAUGUGCUAGGUUGUCUUCAAUUGUGGGCAAAGCAAAACAUUCAGUCUACAUUAUACCCAAAAGCUCCAGCAUUAUGUUGAAUUGAGACAUAUAGACAAAAAAAACAUACUUUAAGAAACAUUAUUACACAUUUACAGUAUUUACACUUCUACUUCAUGGAAAAAAACGUAACAGAUGAGAAAAUGCAGAAAGGAGAUAGAAAGAAAAAUAAACAUGGUAAAAGACAAAAGUGACUCAUGAUUUUCAUUAUGUAUUCACUUUCAAUAGAAUGUAUUAGCAUAUACUGUAUGUAUGUACAUUUUACCAUUUAAUCUCUUCAAUUUUCAGACCCAUGACAAAAAUAAGUUAAUAUGUACAAACUUCUUUCAUAAGGACUUUGGGUACAAAGCUUAACAGGAAAAAAAAUUAUCUUUGUAACAAUUGUCUAUUUAUUUGGAGUUUGUGCAGGUAGAAGUGUAAAAGAGUUAUUUCAUCUCCUUAUCCUCUGAGGUCUGCUUAAUCUGCCGUGAAUGCACCAUAGCCCCAACAAGAAGCUUCUCCUCCAGGGCUACAUGCAGGUCGUGGCCCCCGAGCUCCAGCAGGGGCUCCAGCCCAUGCACUGCCCUGGGCACCCCGGGCAUCUCCAGAGCCCCCACGGCCCUCCGUCUUCGCUUUAGAUCCAUCUCUCCCUCGUCCCUCGCCAUCUCACGGGAGCCCUGAGGGUGAGGCUGGGCUUUGAUGGCCCCAUCUUCCUGGUCCUCUCCGGGGUCCGCCUGAGCAGCAACUUUCUCUUUGAGGUCUCGUCCUCCUUUCUUCAAAGCUUCGCCGUCUUCUCUCUGUGCCCCCUGUGCAGCCUUUUGGGCUUCCAGGUCUUGCUCCAGCUGGGCUAACCUCUCCUGCGCCUCCUUUUCUUUCCUCUCAACUAUUUCAUUGUCUGCUUUUUCAAUCUCCUGCUGGCGUCUCUCCUUGGCGGCCUUCUCCUGUGCUAAUUUCUCUCUUAGUGCCUUCUCUCUCUCCAGCUUCUCUCUCUUCUCCCUAUCCUGUCUUUCCUUUUCCACCUCUUUCUCAAGUCUCUCCUGCUCUCUGGCCAACUUUUCUUGUGCCUCUCUCUCCAGCUGUUCUUUUUCUAACUGUUCUCUUUCUACUUUCUUCUCCAAUUCCGGUUCCCUGGCCACCUUUUCUUUCAUCCCCCGAUCAAGCUGUUCUUGUCUCACCCAUAGCUCACUGUCACGCUGUCUUUUUUUCAUGUUCUCCUUUUCAUCAUCCUGCUUGUGUUCCUCAUCCUUAAGCUGGGCUAUCUGUUCAUUUUGAGCUAGAGGCUGUUGGCCCUCAGGUACUUUCCUCAUUAAGGGCACUCCUCUCGCUCCCAACUCACUUUGCUGAUGGGAUUCUGCUGUGGGUACAACCGGGUUGUUUCCUUUGUUAGCUGCUGGAACAGCUAAUUUGGCUACCUCCGCUCCCUUGUCCUCAACCUGAACUGGAUUCUGGACCACAUGAGGCUCAGCGCCAGCAGCUUGUGGAGCCCCGACUCCUGCUGCAUCCUUGGGCUGCUUCACAUCUGAGGCCUGGACAUACUCUCUAGGCUUUGCUGCUCCUCCUUCUGCCCCCUCCUCGUGUUCCUGGAGGCCUUUCUCCAGCUCACCUGUAGGAGCAUUUGAUGAAUGAACAUCUUGUUGCACAGUUUUAGAAUUCUAAAGACACACUAUGGACCCUUCAGCCGAUUUACGCAUACAUGUUAAUUAUACAAUGCUGUAUUACUGCAAUCUUCCUGACUUUCAAAUCAAUUUGUCAUUUUUGCAAGGUUGUCAUUCUGCGUCAAAGCGCUAACAUUAUUCAAGUGAACUGGACUUUAGGUGUCAAUAGUGUCCAAGCACAGAAUGGAUUGCCGACUACAUUUCAUUCAUCAAUCAAUGGUUUGGAUGGACUCCUAAAUGUUAAUUAUUCCGUUUACCAUAACAUUUGGACAAUUCCGUUCUUCCAAUUUUGUGGGAACAGUUUACUGUCUUUCAUUUUUACUUUGUGUGAUGCCUUCAAUAUCUCACAAAAGUGAGUACAGCCCUCAUAUUUCGGCAACCUUUUUCAUUACAGUAUACCUUGUCAAGGGACAAUACUAUAGAAAUUAAACUUGAAUAUACUUUACAGAGUAGUCAGUGUACAUUUUAGCAGUAUAGAUUAACGAUCCGAAAAUGAGUAAAAAAAAAAAAAAAAAGUCUAUAUUGUCUGCCUACAGUCAUGGUGGUGGUAGUGUCAUAGUCUGGGGCAUAGUCUGAAUGCUGCUGGCACUGGGAAGCUGCAGUUCGAGGGAAACAAAUUCCAACAUGUAUUGUGAGAUUCUGCCAACGCUGUGAUGUCAUCAUGGAGCAGUGGAAGAGGAUUCCAAGAGAUUUAAGGCAGUGCUAGAUAACAAUGGUGCUCACCCUAAAUAUUGACAAUUCAGACAUGUUCACUGUGAGGUGUACUUACUUGUGUUGCCAACUACUUAGACAAUAAUAGCUGUGUUGAGUCGCUUUCAGUGGAUAGUAAAUUUGUACUGUGUUCCAAGCUGUACACUGACUACUCUUAAGUUACAUUAAUUUCUAUAGUAAAGCAUUUCAGUAUGUGGAAUCAAAUUAUGGAACGGCUUGAACAAGGAACUCUAACAAUGCACUAAGCGAUUUCAAGAAACAAUACAAGCAGUUGAUGUUUGCAAAAUUCAAGGAAGAAGAGCCUUAAAUCGCUGUGUACCAAAUGCUAUGUCUAACCCACAACACUCAUUACUCUUCAUUCUUCUGAGUUCAUUGUCAGUACUCACCCAUUAUCCAACUAUGUUCUGUUCUGUCUAUUAUAUACUAUUAUUUAUUAUGACUGUUAUAUCAAUUAUUUACGAUCACAAGAACUUUGUGAACUAUUUUAUCACAUUGAAGUGAAUAAAUGUAUUGCAAUUCAUGUGAAACUCAUGGGGGUAGGAUUAAAUAAGCUUUACUUCUUCCUACUCCUUUUAGACAUUGUGUUAUUUGAUGUAUUCCAAUGCAACUUGUAUGCAGGUUCGAAUAUAUUAAAACCAUUACCAUUACCAUAGCACUGUCCCCUUAAAAAGAUAUGGUGCUGAAAUAUGAGGGGUGUACUCACAAUAGUGACAUACUGGUGUUGCAAUACUUUUAUGCAUAUUGGUUUGGUUUAAUUUUAUUUGAACAUGCAUGCAGGUUACAAUGGAAUACAUCUCAUGAAUUAUUUCACAGUUCCACAUGUCCAAAAGGAAUAGGAAGAAGCAAAGCUUAUUUAAUCCUACCCCCCCAUCCAUUCAACAUCUUAUGUAGUACAUAUUUCUCACUUCCUACAUUCCAUGGAAUAUUAUUCUAUAUAAUAAUCAGUGUAAUAAUAAAUAAAUAAAAACAAGUAUGACAGAACAAUAAGUAUAAUAAUUAAGACUCUUCUGCCUUAUAUUUAGCAGAAAUCAACUGCUUGUAUUGUUUUUUGAAUUUGCUCGUCGUACAUUGUUUGAGUUCCUUGC
Molecule: messenger RNA, 4205 nt
Organism: Dunckerocampus dactyliophorus (ringed pipefish)
Lineage: Eukaryota; Metazoa; Chordata; Actinopteri; Syngnathiformes; Syngnathidae
Gene: ndufaf8
Product: NADH:ubiquinone oxidoreductase complex assembly factor 8
Exons: 3
Coding region: 167-379 (70 amino acids)
Biological process (GO): mitochondrial respiratory chain complex I assembly
Cellular component (GO): mitochondrion
Source: RefSeq, a predicted model, not a curated record